GGCUGUGUGCAGGUCAGGGAGGUUGGAAAUGUUUUUGCGGAAUUUCAGUCCGUCGUCGACAGGCUGAAGGAAGCAGAUGAACAGAGCUGCUUGCCUCGAUCUGCUCCCGCACUUCAAGGUGAGACCUUCUUUUCUUUUUCUUUUUUUUUUUUUUUUUUUUUUUUUUUUUUGGAAGAGUAGCAUUUUCGAGUUCUUCCUUCUCUUCUUCGUCGAUAUUCUCAAUUUGUAAAAUCAACACCAGAGUGACAAUUGAGUUACUUCAAUUAAUAUAGUUUACAUUACUGUUGGAUGGCUGCUGAGGAGUUUUCCUCCUCCUCCUCCUCCUCUUUCUCCACUUAGUGACCCAGUUUCAUAAUCUAAUGUCAUUUCGUGAAAUGGAUGGGAUGGGAUGGGAUUGGGAUGGGGAUGGGCAUGGGGAUUGGGAUGGGAUCGAGAUUGGGAUGGGAUUGGGAUUGGGAUGGGAGGGGGAUGGGAUGGGGGAUUGGGAUUGGGAUGGAAAUGGCCUUUGUCCGAAAGUCGCAUCCACGGCAUCCGAAAGUCGCGAUGAGGGUCCCGCGGGCCGAUAUGUGGUCUAGUGCCUGACGGUGGAUAAAUCUCAUCGAUGGCC
Molecule: messenger RNA, 607 nt
Organism: Chara braunii
Lineage: Eukaryota; Viridiplantae; Streptophyta; Charophyceae; Charales; Characeae
Source: the annotation of a GenBank genome assembly